Molecule: messenger RNA, 402 nt
Organism: Lodderomyces pseudojiufengensis
Lineage: Eukaryota; Fungi; Ascomycota; Pichiomycetes; Serinales; Debaryomycetaceae
Exons: 1
Coding region: 1-402 (133 amino acids)
Source: RefSeq, a predicted model, not a curated record
AUGACGCUUAAGUUUGGAAGAAUUGAUAUUCUUUCAAAACAAGGAAUCAAUAUAGGAUUUAUGGGAUGGAAUAUCAUGCUUACAUUCAUCAUAUUAAUAUUUACAACUAUAAUUUUACUUAAAUCUAAUCCAAAACAAAAUAUGACUCAAAAAUUUAAAUCAAGUUGGAAUGAAUUGAAUGAAAUUUAUUCAUCUAAAAAAUCAAAAUCAAUUUGGAAUUAUAUUGUGCCUCCUAGUCAUAUUUAUGCAAUUUUAUUAUUAUUUAUUGGAAAUUUAUUAUUAAUAUUUUUUACAUAUAUUAUUCAUUUACCUAAAAUUGGAGCUAUUAUUGUAAGCAUACUUAUAUUUAUUGCUGUAAUUUCAUCAUCAAGAGCUGCUCAAUUAGAACGUUCAAGUGAAUAA